AUGGAGGUUCUCAACCCCCGUUCCGCUCUGCUCUCCAACUAUGAAGUCCUCACCCUCCUCCGCGAGCUCGAGAGCGACCACUUGACUCGCACCAAAACCGCUCUGCGCAUCAAGAAGGAAGAGGAGCUUGCAGGCACCUCAACAACAAAAUACCAGCCAUCGGCCGAAGAAAUAUCCGAGAACCUUAGGACGAUUGAGGUCGAGGCCAUCCAGUAUCUUUCUGCAGAUUACCAGCCCACGGGCUCGCAGACAGAAGCCAGCAUCACCCAGCUCAUGCGCAGCCUCGCCACAUAUAGCUUGACCAAAGCCGAAAAGCUGCAAAUCGUGAAUCUGGCACCGACUGAAGCAGUCGAACUAUACGUUGUAGUCGAGGAAUUAGAGGAACGAUUCGGUGAAGAGAUGGAGGACAUGCUUGGUGUCGUGCGUUCAUCACUCUCGAACCAGGCAGCGGCGGUCUCGGACGGAAUACAACCCAGUGCAGCUGGCGUGGAGGGCGACGCGCAUCAAGAUAUGGAGAUUGUAUACAACGCGGAUGAUGACCAGCAACAGUAUAUGGAGGACGGUGCAUGGGAAUAUGAUCCAAACGAAAUGCUCUUCGAUGACACAGGCGAGGGUGCAGGCAUUGAGGGUGACCUCGACGUGGAGGAUGACUGA
Molecule: messenger RNA, 654 nt
Organism: Fibroporia radiculosa
Lineage: Eukaryota; Fungi; Basidiomycota; Agaricomycetes; Polyporales; Fibroporiaceae
Exons: 4
Coding region: 1-654 (217 amino acids)
Biological process (GO): transcription initiation at RNA polymerase III promoter
Cellular component (GO): RNA polymerase III complex
Molecular function (GO): nucleotide binding
Source: RefSeq, a predicted model, not a curated record